GGGGAGAUUGCUGAGCUGAGAAGAAGGACGAAGAGGAAGGAAGAAGAAGAGCCAUUGCUGACGAGACGAGAGAGAGAGAGAGCGCUUAAACUCGAGCAUGGAGGAGCAAGAGUUCAGACGCCUCCUCGAUCUCUUCCCUAUUGUCCGAUCCCGCGAUUGCGUAAUUGAUGAAGACUCUUCGACACGGUUAGCCCCGCAGUCAUCACGGGAUGAGGAGGUGAGAGAAUGGCAAGAUGCUUGGGGUGACGGGGAAAGAAAGGAAUUGGAUGGUCAAGGAUCCCACCAACCCGCUGCAUUUUGGGAGAAGCUUAAGUUGUCUGCUCAGAAGAAGGUGGGCAAGACAGAAGCUGAUCGAAUCUGCAGCGCUUUCAGACAACUCCACCAGAAAUUGGUCUUUGAAGAACUGAGCUUGAAUGCUGCCCAGAACUUUGUAAAGUCAAUAAGUUCCAAGCAAUAGUUUCUUGUAGUGUGUCGCACUUUUCGGUGGUCUAUGAUCACACUCUGGUGGGUUGGAGGACGAUUUGUUCUUCCUCUUUAUUGGCGGGUCUAGUCUAAGCCAGAGCCAAAUUCGUGUUCGAUGCAGCAGUCCUGGUCCGUUUUGAUGUAAUCUGCUGCACUAUUUCUAUAUUAAAAUAUCUUCCUUUCAUGGUACUGCCACUGUUA
Punica granatum (pomegranate) is the source of this 663-nucleotide messenger RNA. Lineage: Eukaryota; Viridiplantae; Streptophyta; Magnoliopsida; Myrtales; Lythraceae. The record is from RefSeq and is a predicted model, not a curated record.